Messenger RNA from Cyprinus carpio (common carp), 2118 nucleotides. RefSeq names its product GTP-binding protein Rhes-like. Gene Ontology annotation, molecular function: GTP binding; GTPase activity. The record is from RefSeq and is a predicted model, not a curated record. Bases 148 to 774 code for a protein of 208 amino acids. Lineage: Eukaryota; Metazoa; Chordata; Actinopteri; Cypriniformes; Cyprinidae. The transcript has a single exon.
ACAGCUUACUGUUUGACAUUUCACACACACUGAGACAGCUACAAUCCAAAGAUCCAGAAGUCCGAGGUCUUCACAGGGAGCUGCAGGCAAAUCCAGACUAUAAGGCUUACAUACAGUAGAGAGAGCUUGGCUUUGGGAUUGGCAAGGAUGUCUCUGGAAGUGAAGGAGAAGACAGAAGUGCGCUUGGUGUUCAUGGGAGCUGCAGGCGUGGGAAAAACAGCUCUGAUUAAACGCUUCUUGCAAGACAGCUUUGACCCGAAACAUCGGCGCACAGUGGAGGAGCUUCACUUCAAGGAGUAUGAGGUGGCUGGAGUCAAAGUGACAAUUAACAUCAUGGACACGAGCGGCAGCUACUCCUUCCCAGCCAUGCGGAAGCUCUCCAUCCAGAAUGGAGAUGCAUUCGCCCUGGUCUACUCUGUGGACGACCCCGAAUCGCUAGAAGCCGUCAAGAGACUGCGUGAGGAAAUCCUGGAGGUCAAGGAGGACAAGCUCACACCCAUCGUGGUGGUGGGCAACAAAAAAGACAGACAACUGGAACGGAAGGUGUCGGCAGAUGAUGUGCUGGUAAAGGUGGAGCUGGACUGGAACAACUGUUUCCUUGAGGCCUCGGCUAAAGAAAACGAAAAUGUGAUGGAGGUGUUCAAGGAGCUGCUCCAGCAAGCAAACCUCCCCAGCCUUCUCAGCCCGGCUUUGCGGCAUCGCAGAGAGACCUUUCCCAAGGACAUGAGUCUACGACCGCCCAUGAACAAGACCAACAGCUGCUCUGUCUCCUAAAGUUGGCAAGAAAAAGAUUAUUGAGAACGGAAAGGGUUGAAGCAAAGCAAUGACGUGGAAGGCUCUUUGAUGGCAUGCAAAGAUGCUUUUGUUACAUAGCGAAACUUCCCAUAAUCCUGCUCAAAAAUCAGCAUCCUCGACGGUGAUGAAGGAAAAGGGACAAUGAUCAAAAGUCAAUGAACUGUUGCAUUUGUACAAAGAAUCUUGAAUGUUUUGACAGUGGUUUUGAGUUCCUGAAGUUCAGUUGUGUGAUCGGUGUAAAGAGCUACUGCAAUAUUCACUCAUGUAUAUGUCAAAAUGUUCUGACUUUUAUGACAGUGCAAUAUUGUAAUGUUGUAGCAUUAAUGUUUUUUUUUUUUUUACCAUAAUUUAAAAUUUGACUCAUUAGUUUGCAAAUCAUUGCACCACGUAUUUAAGUCACCGUGUCCAUUUUUCUAAAUGUUUAGCACUGUGCACAUGCACUUUUACUCUGUGGAAAACUCAUAUGAUGCACUGAUGCCUUUCUUUUUUUUUUUUUUUUUUUUUUUUGAUUUUACUUGCAGAGGAAAAUGUGCAUAUAUAUUUCACUCUCCAUUCCUACACUCAGAAAAAAAGGUACAAAAGCUGUCACUGGGGUGGUACCUCUUCAAAAGGUAAAAAUAUAUACCAUCUAGUUACUAUUAUGUACACUUUACGUACAGAUGUGUAACUUUAAGGCACUUAUAUGCAUGUUUUACGGGUAAAUAAGGUAGAAAUGUAUAACUUUUGAAAGUAUACUAAUCUAUUUAAUGAGAAUGUUUAAAUAUUAUCAAAAUCUCUCUCUCACUCUAUAUAUAGUUUUAUUUAUUUUUUUCCAAAGGCAUUCAUAUAUUGAAUAUUUGUCUACUAAUUUCCAAGUACAAAGUAGAAGUUGUUAGAUAUGUUUUAAGAUCAUGAGAAAUCAAUCCAAUCCAGUGACCUCAAAUUGUGUCCAGAUCUCAUUUAAUUAUCAAAUUUUAUCAGUCCUAAAAUCCAGAGAGCAAACAGCUCAAAUUCCAUGUCCACAAGUAUGCAGAGAGAAUCCUACAGGAAUUAUCAAAUAUUGCCAUCUUGUGGUGCUUCGACUGACUUGAACUUUCUCACUUCACAUGCUUUGUGUGUGACAUACAGCGAAUACAGCGAACAAUAAAGCAACGGGGAAAUGUGUUGUGUGUAACAAAGGCUCAUUGUUCCUUAUAGACAAAACAGGAUGUCAACUAGUUCCUAAAACACAGUUAAUGACCUAUUGAAUGACAAUGUACGACCCAUUAUAUGCAUGUUGCAUCAGCAGCACAUAACGUUGCACUGCAGCUCUAUCCAGAAAAUAAAGUGAUAUUUGGGUUACCA